This is a messenger RNA of Radiomyces spectabilis, 2018 nucleotides long. RefSeq lists its product as uncharacterized. The transcript is spliced from 4 exons. Lineage: Eukaryota; Fungi; Mucoromycota; Mucoromycetes; Mucorales; Radiomycetaceae. Gene Ontology annotation, molecular function: protein binding. The record is from RefSeq and is a predicted model, not a curated record. Bases 249 to 1772 code for a protein of 507 amino acids.
CCUGAAUAUGACUUUUUCCUUCCAUGGAAUCUGCUGCUUUAGAGGGAUACUGAUGAUUACGUUUACGGUUAAAAUAGGUUGAUUUACACAAUUCAUUCGUGAUUUACUUUUUUGUAAAGAAUCUCACUGACUUGAGAUUAUGGCAUGACUGUGUGUCUGGGUUCAAAUAUUGCCCACUUCACGGUCCAACGCUUCUCCUGAGACUCUUAUAAACAAAAGCUUACGGUUCUCUUGUCCAACCGAUACCCAUGUCCACCACGCAUAAGCGACGUUCCAUUCAACCUCGGCAAACCAAAGCGUCAUUACUGCGCUUAGCCGGGAAACAGUCGAACAUUCAAAGUUCCAAGGACAACAAGCCCGCCGAUACCGCAAAGACAGAAACGGAGAGAAAUGCGUCGGAUGUCACGGUACCACCACCGAAUGCAAUUGGUAGCCGUAAAACAGCUACAGACCGUUCCGGCAUGUCCACGCAUGCUGAUCCUCCAAAAGUGCCUCGACCGAAAUCUUCACCUUAUGCACAGGCGCGUGCCUCCGAAGGUGUGCGCGCCUUUAUGGCGCAACAACGAGCGAGACAGGUGGCUCGUAAAACCAAUGUCGAACCGGAGAAAGAAACGCCACCGAAAUCUCGUGUAUUUACAGGAGCUGAGAGAUACACUUCGGGGCCUGACGCUAGUCGAGGCGAGGCAUUUGGCAAUCAAGUGACACCGCCGAAUGCAAAGUUGCAGACACUGAUACGGCAAGCCAAGUCAUCUGGAAAAUUGAAUAUCUCUAGCCGUGGACUGGAUAAAAUUCCAGAAGAAGUGCUGAAUAUGUACCACGUUGACCCCAAUUCCAUUGUUGUGGAUUUCAGCUCUUCCUCUGACGAUGCUUGGUACGACGCUGUGGAACUGAACAAGCUCAUCGUAGGUGACAAUUCGUUGACGAAAUUGGAUACAAGAGUUGGCGAAGAGUUUGGUGCUCUCGUCUUGCUGGAUUUACGCCAUAACUUGCUGUCGACACUGCCCGAAUCACUCAUCCAAUUGCGCAACUUGACUGUAUUACAACUCCCCUAUAAUCAUUUCGAGGAGGUUCCUUCGUGCGUGACAAAAAUGAAAAGUCUGCGUGAGCUUGAUUUGUCGCAUAAUCGGCUUACGCAGGUACCUGUGGAACUUGCUCAAAUCGAUCGUCUCGAAAUUUUGGAGCUUGGCAACAACCAAAUCAAAGAAUUACCACGAGAAUUGACCGAGCUCGGGAUGCUCCGCAAACUAAAUGUUCAGCAUAAUCAAUUGACCAGUUUUCCCAAGAUCGAGCAUGCAACCGAAUGGCAAAAACUGGAGGAACUUGUGAUUUCUCAAAACAGAUUGCGUGUACUAUUUCCAGCUUCAAUCUCGCUUCUUUCUCUGCAGCGGCUUGAUGCACAGCAUAAUCAGAUCAGCGACCUGAUGAGUGACCAGGAAAUGAGCGUGCAAUUACCGAUGCUGGAAGAGUUGUUACUUUCUCACAAUCGUCUAUCCUCAGUCAGUCCAGGCGUAUUAGCGAGCGCACCCAAGCUCCAAACGCUGGCACUUGCUUGGAAUACUCUUGCUGAAAUUCCCGACUCGAUUUUGCAGCUGGAGCAGUUGAAGAGACUGGACGUGAGCAACAACGAAAUACGAUCUCUUUCUCCCGAUUUAAGCAAUCUUUCGCAGUUGAUGACUUUCAACUACGAAGGCAAUCCUAUACGCACUUUACCCAAGAAUAUGACCAUGACCGAGCUCAUGGAAUACCUGCAAAGCAUGAAAAUCACAGAAUAAACAAAAAUCACUGUCGCUGCAUGUGGUUAUACCCUAUGAAUUGCACUUUUAUUUCUCUUGAAAUAACCUAAUGGAUUACGCACGCAAGAACACCAACAGUGAAUAUUUCCAACGUAAAAGAAGUUUCGUCGUUUCACAAACAGGGUCAUAUCAAGAAAGUGUGUACUGUAGACGAAAGUACUGUGCUGUGAACAAAAAGACAAAUGCCCCUUCCAAGCCUACAUGUCGUCGAAAAUUACAGUCAAA